Messenger RNA from Papilio machaon (common yellow swallowtail), 1189 nucleotides. Its product is annotated as homeobox protein unc-39. Bases 20 to 1189 code for a protein of 389 amino acids. The record is from RefSeq and is a predicted model, not a curated record. NCBI's taxonomy places the organism in Eukaryota, Metazoa, Arthropoda, Insecta, Lepidoptera, Papilionidae. Gene Ontology annotation, cellular component: transcription regulator complex; nucleus. Gene Ontology annotation, biological process: regulation of transcription by RNA polymerase II. The transcript is spliced from 5 exons. Gene Ontology annotation, molecular function: DNA-binding transcription factor activity, RNA polymerase II-specific; RNA polymerase II cis-regulatory region sequence-specific DNA binding.
GUACAAAUAGUGUAUUGUAAUGAAAUCCACCAACAUGGAGUCCUGUUCGGACCGUUUGAGUCCUUGCAGUGAUCUGACAAGCGAAUCCGAAACCUCCCUCCCGCCAUUUCCUUACGAUAAUCAAAUUAAUAAUUAUUACACGCAAACAGAAGUUGGAGGAAAACAUUUAUAUUCAUGCAAACAAAAAAACGAAGAGAAAAAAGACUUUAUUCAAGAAAAUAAUAAAUUAUUCGAAAACUACUUGACUGGAAAGAAACAUUUGAUAUUUGAUGUCAAAUUACCAUCGACACAAGAAAACUUUUUUUCGCAAAUCGAAGGCGAAGAUAGGACGCGUUCGGGAUAUUUUAACGAAAUACAGAAUAUAAAAAGCUGCGUUCAAAAUGAGAAUAAUUUAAAUAUAUCAGACGUGGAAGUUGCGCCGGCAGUUAAUUACGAAAAUGUUAAUAAUGUUUUAAACGAUAGAGAGCGAGUUCCGCCAUCUUUUUUCGCUGAAAAUGAAGAUAAUAAUAUGGUUGGUUGUUUUAGUUUUAAUUCUGAACAAGUGCAGUGCGUCUGUGAGGCAUUGCAACAAAGAGGUGAUAUAGAAAAAUUGGCGGCAUUUCUAUGGAGUUUGCCGCCAAAUGAACUACUACGGGGAAAUGACACCGUAUUGAGAGCACGUGCCUUAGUAGCGUACCAUAGAGGUGUGUUUCAAGAGCUCUAUGCGAUCCUAGAGUCGCACACUUUCUCACCAAGACACCACUCCGGUCUACAAGAUCUGUGGUACAAAGCACAUUAUAAAGAAGCUCAGAAAGUACGCGGACGGCCAUUAGGUGCAGUUGACAAAUAUAGAUUAAGAAAAAAGUAUCCACUGCCGAAGACGAUAUGGGACGGCGAGGAAACUGUUUACUGCUUCAAAGAGAAAAGUCGGAAUGCGUUGAAAGACUGCUAUUAUAGAAACAGAUACCCCACACCUGAUGAGAAGAAAGCUCUCGCUGCUAAGACAGGUCUGACCCUCACGCAGGUCUCGAACUGGUUCAAGAAUCGACGUCAGAGGGACAGGACUCCGCAGCAACCGAACAGACCUGAAAUGUUAGUGCCUGCGCAAUACGUCGGGCCUCAAGGAGGUUUGUCACAGACUUUCCUACAAAAUCCAUAUUAUCACAAGCUGCAAGACGCAUCUCAUUAUCUUCAUGGCGGUGCAUCCUGA